Molecule: messenger RNA, 1187 nt
Organism: Lindgomyces ingoldianus
Lineage: Eukaryota; Fungi; Ascomycota; Dothideomycetes; Pleosporales; Lindgomycetaceae
Exons: 1
Coding region: 18-1103 (361 amino acids)
Molecular function (GO): protein binding
Source: RefSeq, a predicted model, not a curated record
UUUGAUUACUUAUUAUAAUGGCUAAUACCCCGCUAGGCUCUUCUCAUGGUCUUCCGUGUAUAGACAGUUCUGAAUACAAGCACAACCUUGCGAAAAGUCACCUUCAUCAACUCCCAGCAGAGCUACUUCUCCAGAUCGGCAAAUAUCUAUCCCCCGAUGGUAUUUUUGCCAUACGUCUUGUUUCCCGAGACUUGCACACCACUUUUGAGCCACCAUUGAUUCUUGGUCCUUUGGAACGUGAUUACUUCAGAGCCCUCCUCCGUCGCGACCUGUUAUCCUGGCAUUCUCGAUGGGAGCGUUUCAAAGGCUUGGUCAACUUGCCCAAAGCCGUCUGCAGUGCGUGCAAAUUCACGCACCCCAAAUCACAAUUCUCUCUUCAUCAGCUGUCCGAGCAGCCUGGGCUCCGCGUGUGUUUAGGUGCUGAGAAUGCUUUAAAGAUCUGUCAGCAUCGUUCGUUCACAUUGAAUGAGAUUCGCGACGCUUGGCUCGACAACAGGGAUCAACUUCACUCGAACUCAGUCUUCAUCUCUAAACGCAGUCGCGCCAGCUCUCCUGAUGGUACUACGGCAGACUCUUAUGCACCUUCCCUUGAAGCCAUCAUUGGACAGUCCCGCACCGCAGGAAAAUGUGGGAUAGUCCGUUAUUUCCGCCUCCUCAUCCUGCAAACGUCCAAGGGCUUGACCGCUGAAGAUUUGGCUGCUCCUCUAUCCGCCAUAAAGGAAACUCUAUGUCCGCAACUAACGGCUGUUGAACUUCCCGAAUUGCGUACUUUGAGAGUGAUGAGAUCGGAGGGCAAGUAUGGCUUAUGCCGUUCCUGCCGACUCGAUUUCGUACCGUGUCAUGGCAACAACUGCAGCUCAAAGUAUUCAAUUCUUCGCCAGCAGUAUGUUGAAAGCCGGGAGCUGGAUGAGGUUAUUCUAGCCGUCUACAAGGACCAUGAGGCGCCUAUCUGGGAUCUCGCGAACCCAGCAUGGUUUCACGACUUGGCCAGUCGGUUAUCGAGGGAACAGAAGACAUUGAAUGGCAAGCUUAGCGGUAAGGAACCUGGGACUGUACUUUUUAAGACAAACGGACCAACAGAAUGGAGCUGGAGUGAGGUUUGAACAAGGCAGCGGGCUGUAUCUACGCAGCUGUAUGUAGCAGAUGCAUCAUUGCGGAUUCACGAGUAAUCUGGGUGCCAACAUGAG